Messenger RNA from Raphanus sativus (radish), 971 nucleotides. RefSeq names its product nudix hydrolase 16, mitochondrial. The transcript has 4 exons. Gene Ontology annotation, cellular component: nucleus; cytoplasm. NCBI's taxonomy places the organism in Eukaryota, Viridiplantae, Streptophyta, Magnoliopsida, Brassicales, Brassicaceae. Gene Ontology annotation, molecular function: pyrophosphatase activity. The record is from RefSeq and is a predicted model, not a curated record. The coding region runs from base 252 to 782 and encodes 176 amino acids.
UUGUAAUCAUAAUACAAAAUCUUUGAGCCUAGAUCUCAUCCCAUAAUCAGAGCGAUUGGAUAAGAUCGAAUCUCUUCUCGAAUUGGAAUCUGAGGAUGGUUGAGGUAGAAUCGCAUUUGUAUUCAUCGAGAGCAGGAGGAAGUUUCAGCAUUCUCUUGAGCUUGUUGUAGCACACUUUUGUUUUGAACUCGAAAUUUUGUUCUCGGAUCCUUAGAACCGAAUUUUUUUUGUUCUCGGAUCUUAGGAGGAGGAUGUGUGAUUUGAUCGCUCGUACGGGUCGGCUCCAGCAACGCUACGAGAAUGGCUGCCGUCUCGUUGCCGGGUGCAUUCCAUUUAGAUAUAGAAGAAUCUCGGAAGAAGUGGGUGAUUCUGAAUGUGGGAAAGUGGUUGAAGUGUUGAUGAUCAGUUCUUCUAGUGGACCUGGACUUCUCUUUCCAAAGGGAGGGUGGGAGAAUGAUGAGACAGUUAGGGAGGCUGCAGCUAGAGAAGCUGUCGAAGAAGCUGGAGUUCGCGGGAUUUUACUGGAUUUGUUGGGAGAAUACGAGUUCAAGAGCAAGACUCACCAAGACGAGUUUUGCCCUGAAGGAUUGUGUAAAGCUGCAAUGUACGCUCUUUAUGUGAAGGAAGAGCUGGACUCAUGGCCCGAACAGGAGAGGAGAAGUCGGACGUGGCUAACGAUUCCUGAAGCUGUUGAGAAUUGUCGUCAUGCAUGGAUGAAAUGUGCCUUGGAGGAAGGCUUCUGUAAAUGGCACCAGGACAAAGGACUUCAGCUUAUCCAAUAAACCCCCAUACUUCUCUUCUCGUGCCUCUACCAUUCAUUUUUUUUUGUCAACAUAGGAGUUUUUGUCAUCAUUUGUUUCCUGGGUUUCCAAGGCAUUUUAUAUCACGUGAACAAUGUUGGUGAAAGCAAUCUGCAACAUAAACUUAAUUUUAAAACAAGAAGCGAAUAAAAUAUUUACAAAUUGUCCGAA